Molecule: messenger RNA, 297 nt
Organism: Gorilla gorilla gorilla (western lowland gorilla)
Lineage: Eukaryota; Metazoa; Chordata; Mammalia; Primates; Hominidae
Source: the annotation of a RefSeq genome assembly
AUGCCCCUUAUUUACAUAAACAUUAUACUAGCAUUUACCAUCUCACUUCUAGGAAUACUAGUGUACCGUUCACACCUAAUAUCCUCCCUACUAUGCCUAGAAGGAAUAAUAUUAUCACUAUUCAUUAUAGCUACUCUCAUAACCCUCAAUACCCACUCCCUCUUAGCUAACAUUGUACCCAUCACCAUACUAGUCUUUGCUGCCUGUGAAGCAGCAGUAGGCCUAGCCCUACUAGUCUCAAUCUCUAACACAUAUGGUCUUGACUAUGUACAAAACCUAAACCUGCUCCAAUGCUAA